CCAUGUAAAAUACCCCAGCCUGGAAGCUCUCCACUCACACACCGUAGAUGACUCGAUCGGAAAAUACUGCGCCUUCAGAGAUCGCUUCGCGUUUUUACAAGCAGCCAGGAGUUACUGCACCAUGUUCUCGUUUGGCGUGACGGUUCCUCAAGGCGGUUCAUACGGUAUAAAGAUCAGCAGUCUCCCUGAUGGAUGGGGUGGGAAACAGAUCUUCUGGGGUAUGCACACUGUUUUUCUUCCUUGGAAAUUGGCAGGUUUUCUAAAUAUACAGGCAGGGAACUAUCGCGUUGAUAGAAAAGGCGAACACAUGAUCAAGGCGGAUGAGUGCAAUGGAUAUAUGGAAGCCAUCUAUGCGUCCGGCUGUCAAGGCUUUGGCGGAUGGGUCAACACUGACUUUGGAACGGUGAGGUCUCUUGAUUUUGUAUAA
Messenger RNA from Periconia digitata, 427 nucleotides. NCBI's taxonomy places the organism in Eukaryota, Fungi, Ascomycota, Dothideomycetes, Pleosporales, Periconiaceae. The record is from the annotation of a GenBank genome assembly.